GGAAUAAGUACCAAAAUUUAGAAAGAUUUUUAAGAAAAGUAAAAUGAGGUUUAUAGAGGAAAUGUGUACGAGUAGAAUGUUACUUCACUCCAAUAAUAGCACUAAUACACUCCUUCGCCGCAAACAACUUUUUAAAUUGAAACUUCCCCUUCUCGUCUUCACUCUUCAAUUCCUCCAAAAACAAUGCCCCUCUAAAUUUACUUUAUUUCUCCGUCUCUGUCCUCCUUUCUCUCUCUAGAAAAAAUGGAGAAUUAUCCUUCAUAUUCGUACCCAGAUUCCGGCGACUCCUCUCCUCGUUCUCGCGAAAUCGAUUUCGAAAAUCCACCACCAUCAUGGGACGAACAAUCACAGCAAAAUCCACCGCAAUUAUCAAACCAGAAAGUCAAAGUUAUGGUUAGUUAUGGCGGCAAAAUUCAACCUCGUUCUCAUGAUAAUCUCCUCUCUUACGUCGGUGGUGAGACUAAAAUACUCGCCGUUGAUCGGAAUAUCAAAUUUUCGAGUUUCUAUGCGAAACUUUCUAGUAUUUUGUAUUCUGAUUCGAAUGAUUCUGUUUCCAGUUUUAGUUUCAAGUAUCAACUUCCCGGUGAGGAUUUGGAUGCUUUGAUUUCGGUUACUAAUGACGAUGAUUUGGAGAAUAUGAUGCAUGAAUAUGACCGCCUUUGUCGCGGUUCUUCUAAACCGGCUAGGCUUCGUGUUUUUUUAUUUCCGGUUCAGAAAUCCAGUUCUUUUGGAUCUAGCGCAUCGGAUAAAAUUGAGCGUGAGUCGGACCGGUUUGUUGACGCGCUUAACUCUGCUUCAUCACUUCCACCUCCUCAACAGCAGGUCAGUAAUAAUGUUGACUUUUUAUUCGGUUUAGAAAAACCUCCGGUACAAAUUCCGAUUUCAGUGCCGGUUCAAGUCCAGCAUGAACCGGAUCCGCAAAUUGAUGCUCGGAUUCAAGAAUUAAACCGGAUACAGAUUCGGCAAAAAGGUGACGAAAAUCCAAACAUGUUUACCGGACCUCCGGCGAACAUGCCGGUGCCCGUACAAGUUCCGCAAGGUUACUGGCAGCCUGCUCCACCGGUGCCGCAUCAGCAAGUACAAGUGCAUCCUGAACAACAACCACCGCCACCACCGCCGCAAAAUAUUCCACCUCAACAGAAUUAUCAGCAAUUUAAUCAACAAAAUCACCAACAGCAACAACAAUUACCGCCACCACAGCAACAGCAGGUUUACAUGGUACACGCGCCUCCGGUACAAGGUGUAUUCCACGCACCUAUGAUGAGACCAGUUUCUAGCCAACCGGGUCAAGCAGUCGGGGGUGGAUACUACCAGAUGCAACAACGGGUUGUACCUGAUCAGCAAGUUUAUCGCGAACACCCGCAGCAACAGCAACAGCAGCAGCCUAUGUACGGAGUGGGGCCGGGGAAGAUGGGAGGUUAUUCAGAUGGAAUGGGGGUACCAGUUCGGGCAGUCGCAAGUGAGAAUGCUGCGUAUGCACAAGUGGCGUAUGAUAGUGGAAAUGGGAGACAAGUUUUCUAUCCUGCACAGGGUGGAGGAGUUACGGCGCCGUUUCCGGGAGUGACGGUUAGUGGAAGCGGUGAGAUGAGAACUGUUGCUGCAGCUGAGAGUAAGAUUGUUCAGAAAGUUAUUGGGCCUAAUUCUAGUGUGUGAUUUUAAUUUUAUUUUUCAAGGAAAAAUAAGUUUAUUACAAUGAUUAAUAUUUUCAUAGGUGUAUUAUUAUAAUAUUAUAUUUUGAGUUUUUUCCUUAAAAAUAAUGUCUGGAUAUUUAAUAACAAUGGUAAGUAAUUAUUGUUUGAUA
This is a messenger RNA of Amaranthus tricolor (Joseph's coat), 1801 nucleotides long. RefSeq lists its product as uncharacterized. Gene Ontology annotation, molecular function: protein binding. Lineage: Eukaryota; Viridiplantae; Streptophyta; Magnoliopsida; Caryophyllales; Amaranthaceae. The transcript has a single exon. The record is from RefSeq and is a predicted model, not a curated record. Bases 244 to 1653 code for a protein of 469 amino acids.